GUUCUGUUUCCUGUUGUGCCUCCUUCAUAACGGCUGAGACCAGGGUCAGGGCUGGAAGGAUGGACUCUGUGCUGUUGCUGCUGUCGCUGUGGGCUCUGGCUGGCUCUGUGUCUCUGCAGACUGCAGGUAAGUUCAGCUCAGACCUCCUCUAUCUCUCUCUCACACACAUUGUCUAUGACACUAUGUAACUGUAUGUGAUGCCUAGACAGAGCUUGUCACACCUAGGCUGAGCUGGGCUUUGAUUUGGCCCUUGGAUAAAUUAGUAAAUCUGUUGAUUAUUUCAGAUCAUUUAAAAAUCUAGAGCUUGCAUUUGAUUUUCAAUGAGUGUACUGUAUAUUUAAUAUUUUUUCCUGUCUUUGUUUUAUUGACAUAGGUUGUUUUUUGGUUGUGUGUUAUGGUUGGGGCAUGCUGAUACACUCCUGACUCUACAAACUUAUUGGAUGCAUUUGCAGUUUGUUUUGGUUGUGUUUUGCACAAAGAUCAUGCCUACAAAACAUACUAACCUCUCAGAGGUUAGCAUUCUUUGGGGGGUAUGAUAUUUACUGUAACUUUCUCACUCAUCCUAAUUCAUGAUUUUUCACAAUCAUGGUAGCAUCCACAUUAAUGUAAAAGUGUUCAGAAACAAAUACUAUUCUUAUUUACAAUAAAAGUUACUCCAAAAUGACACAAUACAUUAUUUGGCAUUCAUUUACAGUGGGGAAAAAGUAUUUAGUCAGCCACCAAUUGUGCAAGUUCUCCCACUUAAAAAGAUGAUAGAGGCCUGUAAUUUUCAUCAUAGGUACACGUCAACUAUGACAGACAAAUUGAGGAAAAAAAAUCCAGAAAAUCACAUUGUAGGAUUUUUAAUGAAUUUAUUUGCAAAUGAUGGUGGAAAAUAAGUAUUUGGUCACCUACAAACAAGCAAGAUUUCUGGCUCUCACAGACCUGUAACUUCUUUAAGAGGCUCCUCUGUCCUCCACUCGUUACCUGUAUUAAUGGCACCUGUUUGAACUUGUUAUCAGUAUAAAAGACACCUGUCCACAACCUCAAACAGUCACACUCCAAACUCCACUAUGGCCACGACCAAAGAGCUGUCAAAGGACACCAGAAACAAAAUUGUAGACCUGCACCAGGCUGGGAAGACUGAAUCUGCAAUAGGUAAGCAGCUUGGUUUGAAGAAAUCAACUGUGGGAGCAAUUAUUAGGAAAUGGAAGACAUACAAGACCACUGAUAAUCUCCCUCGAUCUGGGGCUCCACGCAAGAUCUCACCCCGUGGGGUCAAAAUGAUCACAAGAACGGUGAGCAAAAAUCCCAGAACCACACGGGGGGACCUAGUGAAUGACCUGCAGAGAGCUGGGACCAAAGUAACAAAGCCUACCAUCAGUAACACACUACGCCGCCAGGGACUCAAAUCCUGCAGUGCCAGACGUGUCCCCCUGCUUAAGCCAGUACAUGUCCAGGCCCGUCUGAAGUUUGCUAGAGUGCAUUUCGACUGAUCCGUGUAAAGGAAAGAAUGAAUGGGGCCAUGUAUCGUGAGAUUUUGAGUGAAAACCUCCUUCCAUCAGCAAGGGCAUUGAAGAUGAAACGUGGCUGGGUCUUUCAGCAUGACAAUGAUCCCAAACACACCGCCCGGGCAACGAAGGAGUGGCUUCGUAAGAAGCAUUUCAAGGUCCUGGAGUGGCCUAGCCAGUCUCCAGAUCUCAACCCCAUAGAAAAUCUUUGGAGGGAGUUGAAAGUCCGUGUUGCCCAGCGACAGCCCCAAAACAUCACUGCUCUAGAGGAGAUCUGCAUGGAGGAAUGGGCCAAAAUACCAGCAACAGUGUGUGAAAACCUUGUGAAGACUUACAGAAAACGUUUGACCUGUGUCAUUGCCAACAAAGGGUAUAUAACAAAGUAUUGAGAAACUUUUGUUAUUGACCAAAUACUUAUUUUCCACCAUAAUUUGCAAAUAAAUUCAUAAAAAAUCCUACAAUGUGAUUUUCUGGAUUUUUUUUCUCAUUUUGUCUGUCAUAGUUGACGUGUACCUACGAUGAAAAUUACAGGCCUCUCUCAUCUUUUUAAGUGGGAGAACGUGCACAAUUGGUGGCUGACUAAAUACUUUUUUCCCCCACUGUAUGUUGGGCGUAACAUAAUCCAAAACACAACCAAAACAAACUGCAAAUGCAUUCAACAAGUUUGUAGAGUCACAAGCUUGAUGUAGUCAUUGCAUGCUAGGAAUAUGGGACGGAAUACUGAACUAAAUGUAAUACACUUUAAGUGAAUACCUUUUUUUUCUCUGCUCUGCUGAUGACUAUUUUCCCCCGCUCAUACAGAAGUAAUAAUUGUGUGUAUUAUUAUUAUUAAUUAAUUAAAAUGUUCACCCUCAGGACCUCUACUUCCCGCAGCUAUGGUAGGGGAGUGUACUGCAGGUGUAUGAGAGCCAAUGUGUGUGUAUGUGUGUGUUUGCACAGUUGUGUGUGUCCCCCUGUGUCCGCCUGUGUGUACAGUAUAUGAAUGUAUGCCGUUGAUUGGUCACACAUGUGCAGCUGUCAGCAUGAGAGAACACGAGUUGGGGGACCCCUCUAUUCCUCUCCCUCUCCCCCUCUCUCUCUGUUCCAGAUGUGAUGUAUAUUAAGGGCGUGUCUUUCUCUCUCUCUCUCUCUCUCUCUCUCUCUCUCUCUCUCUCUCUCUCUCUCUCUCUCUCUCUCUCUCUCUCUCUCUCCUCUCUCUCUCUCUCUCUCUCUCUCUCUCUGUGUGUGUGUGUGUGUGUGUGUGUGUGCUGGGCUACAGUCCAUGAUGUGUUGAGAAUAUGAAUUAAUUAUGUGUUUUAUGUUAAACACAUGGAAGGAAAAUACAGUGGAUUCCUAGGAAGAGAUGGAAUCAUAGAACUAGAUGUCCAAAUUGGAAUCAGAUUUAGGCCCCUAUUCAAUCAAACUAUAACCAGGUUUACAUUCUGCACAGCACUGUAACCUUUGCUCACCUGAGUACAUGAAUCCCUACAAAUGUGCCAGAAGAAAAUUGUCCUCUUUGAAAACCUGGGUACCAGGUUUGAUAGAAAAAAAGUCCCUAUCUGAUUCACACUUCAGUUUCCAUUUCCAUUCUGAUUUCAUGUUCCCACCUCUCCAUUUCUCUCUCCUGGCCAAUGUACUCAAUUCCAGGUCUGAUCUGGUUAAUCUAUCUACAGUGCCUUCAGAAAGUAUUCAUACCUCUUGACUUAUUCCAGGUUUCUAGAAAUGUUAGCAAAUUUAUUGAAAAUUAAAUACAGAAAUGUCUCAUUUACAUAAGUAUUCACACCCCUGAGUCAAUACGUUAGAGUUAGAAUCACCUUACAGCUGUGAGUCUUUCUGGGUAAGUCUCUAAGAGCUUUGCACACCUGGAUUGUACAAUAUUUGCACAUUAUUAUAACAAGUUGGUUGUUGAUCAUUGCUAAACAGUCAUUUUCAAGUCUUGCCAUAGAUUUUCAAGCCGAUUUAAGUCAAAACGUUAACUAGGCCACUCAGAAACAUUAGAUGUCGUCUUGGUAAGCAACUCCAGUGUAUAUUUGUCUUUGUGUUUUAGGUUAUUGUCUUGGUGAAAGGUGAAUUUGUCUCCCAGUGUCUGUUGGAAAGCAGACUGAAACAGGUUUUCCUCUAGGAUUUUGCCUGUGCUUAGCUCUAUUCUGUUUAUUUUUUAUUCAAAUAAACUCCCUAGUCCUUGAUGAUGACAAGCAUACACAUAACAUGAUGCAGCCACCACCAUGCUUGAAAAUAUGAAGAGUGGUACUCAGUGAUGUGUUGUGUUGGAUUUGCCCCAACCAUAAUGCUUUGUAUUCAGGACAAAAAGUUAAUUUCAUAAAGUUAUUUUGCAGUUUUACUUUAGUGCCUUAUUGCAAACAGGAUGUAUGUUUGGAAUAUUUGUAUUCUGUACAGGCUUCCUUCUUUACAAUGUUGUUGAUCCAUCCACAGUUUUCUCCUAUCACAGCCAUUCAACUCUGUAACUGUUUUAAAGUCACCAUUGGCCUCAUGGUGAAAUCCCUGAGCGGUUUCCUUCCUCUCUGGCAACUGAGUUAGGAAGGACGCCUGUAUCUUUGGAGUGACUGGGUGUAUUGAUACACCACCCAAAGUGUAAUGAAUAACUUCACCAUGCUCAAAGGGAUAUUCAAUGUUGGCUUUUUUUAAAACCCAUCUACCAAUAGGUGCCCUUCUUUGUGAGGCAUUGGAAAACCUCCCUGGUCUUUGUGGUUGAAUCUGUGUUUGAAAUUCACUGCUCGACUGAGGGACCUUACAGAUAAUUGUAUGUGUGGGGUACAGAGAUGGGGUAGUCAUUCAAAAAUCAUGCUAAUAAACACCAUUAUCGCACACAGAGUUAGUCCAUGCAACUUAUUAUGUGACUUGUUAAGCAAAUGUUUAUUCCUGAAGUUAUUUAGGCUUGCCGUUACCAAGGGGUUGAAUACUUGACUCAAGACAUUUCAGCUUUUCAUUUUUAAUUAAUUUGUAAAAAUGUCUAAAACAUAAUUCCACUUUGACAUUAUGGGGUAUUGUGUGUAGGCCAGUGACACAAAUUGAAUCAAUUUUAAAUUCAGGCUGUAACUCAACAAAAUGUGGAAAAAGUCAAGGGGUGUGAAAACCUUCUGAAGGCCCUAUACAUAAUAUAGGAGUAUUCAACUGGCGGUCCGCGGAGGUAAUGCAUGCGGUCUGCAAAAAAUAUAUGAUUAAUAAUAAUAAUAAUAUAUAUAUUCUCUCAAUGUUUUUAUUAAUAUUGCUAGCAACAACAGAAUAAACACAUUUUGAAUUACAUAUCAACAGUAGAAAAGAGGAGAAUAUCUUCUUUCUAAUGAUGUCAACUUUAUUUCUCAACUCCUAAUAUUGAGGGGAAAAUAUAUAUGAUUGGAGCCAAUUACGCUGGAGUAUCUGACAUAGGCUUUGAAAAAGCACCCGUGAAUAGGCUACUGGUGUGGCAAGUGCCGCUGGCUGCUGGUAAGCUUACUUGACUUGGACACCCAUUUUUGCCAACACAUGGCUAACCUUUGUUUAACCAGCUAAACAGCUGCUCUUAGCGAAAAUGUGUUUGGAGUUACUUAUAGGCUAUGUUAGAGUUUACACUUCCUCUUCCAAUUAUAAUGUGGGGAGGUCAAAAUAAUGAAACACUAUCUACCAAAUCUAUUCAUUUUAAAAUGUUGAUUACUUCUCCUUGCCGUUAUCAUUCACCUGAUGAUAAGACAAGACGUGAUUUUUUUGGGGGGGCUAACGUAUGAUGGGGGUCCCUGGGUUGCCAGUUUGCCUGGGAGGGGGUCCCUGGGCAAGAAAAGGUUGAAGACCCCUGACAUAAUAUGGUAAUAUAUGCCAUUUAGUAGACACUUUUAUCCAAAGUGACUUAAAGUAAUGCGGACAUAAAAAAGCUUUCUCAUUUGGGUGGUCCCGGGAAUCAAACCCACCACCCUUACAUUGCAAUCACCAUGCCCUACCAACUGAGCUAGAUGACCACAUCACUCCACUUCUGUCUCUCUCCUAGUCGAGGCAUCUGAGGCGUGUCCAGAGAGGCUGCUGGGUAACGAGCGGAGAAGGACGUGUCCAAAACCCUGUACACAGGACAAGGACUGUGGCAACAAGCGCCAGUGCCUGUGUGACGGCCAGUGUGGCCUCAGCUGUGUGGCUCCAGGUAAGUGUGUGUGUGUUCUGGUUUGUCAGUUGGGUCUCAGCUGCGAGGGACUCUUUUUAAAAUCAUUGCACAUGUUCAUGUGUGUUCCAAAUGAGGAAAUGAGGCACUCGACAUGGCUUUACAUCAUCACCAGUGAUGCCCCAUCUAUAAGUGCCUCCUUUUCAGUUUAGCUGUCCAAAAACGUACUAGGCCCAUUCUAAAUUGUUCUUGAUUAUCUUAUCUCUCCUCUUCAACCUUUCCACUCCUCCAUCUCUUCCUUCCCCAGGUCGUACUUGUCCCUGGCCCCUGCCCUCCGGGAACAACUUUGUUGCUUCCCUCCUCUCUCCCACUCCCUCCUUCUCUGCCCUCCUCGAGGUGCGUUGUGACCCAGGCUACAUGUUGCCCAACGGCUUGGAUGCAGCCAUCCGUCGUUGCCAAGGCGACCGACAAUGGAGCAGUGAUGAUCCCAACUGCACAGGUGGGUACAAGAACAGUGCAGAGAGGCAGAAUGUUCUGGAUGCAAUUUAGAUAACAUUACCUCUGCUCAUUGGAAGGACCCUGGAAAUAGGAAAGAGAAAGGGGGAUACCUAGUCAGUUGUACAACUGAAUGCAUUCAACCCAACUGUGUCUUCCGCAUUUAACCCAACCCCUUUGAAUCAGAGAGGUGCGGGGGGCUGCCUUAAUCAACGUCCAUGUCAUCGGCGCUCGGGGAGCAGAUGUUGUUGGGGGGUUAACUGCCUUGCUCAAUGGAGUUUACUGGCCCAACGCGCUUAACCGCUACGCUACCUGCCGCCCCCAAAGAAUGGAAUGGAAUGCACAUACUGUAGAUUGCACAGUGAAUGGAAUAGAACCCCCUUCUGUUCUAUUCAGUCUGUUUCUAUCUGUUACAUCAUGUUCUAUUCUAUUGAUAUUUUUUCCCAGAGGUAGCUUUUCACUCUGUCAGGCGUCAGUGUGUAGCGGUAGGACGGAGUCAGGCGCAGGACAUAGAGCUAGUAGACAACGUACUUUACUCGUAAAUAACAAAUGAACAUAAACUCCACGCAGGGAGGACAAUCCCGCUCACCAGUCGAUAACACCAAACAUAGAACAAACACGCACACAACACAGUGGGAGCCAGAGGGUUAAAUAGGGAACAAAUUAUAGACAUAAUGGGAACCAGGUGUGUACAAUGAAGACAAAACAAGUAGAACACAGAAACAUAGAUCGGUAGCAGCUAGUACUCCGGUGACGACGAACGCCGAAGCCUGCCCGAGCAAGGAGGAGGAGCAGCCUCGGCUGAAUCUGUGACACACUCUUAGAAAAAAGGGUUCAAAAAGGGUUCUUCAGCUGCCCCCAUAGGAGAACCCUUUUUGGUUCCAGGUAGAACCCUUUUGUGUUCCAUGUAGAACCCUCUAUGGGGCUCUCUAUUCUAAGAGUGUAUUGGUGAAUCAGGAAUGAAGGCACUGUGUGUGUGUGUGUGUGUGUUUGUGUGUGUGUGUGUGUGUGGGCGUCUGUGUGUGUGUGUGUCUGUGUGUGAGGUGUGCGUGCGGUGUGUGUGUGUUUAUGUGUGUGUGUGUACCUCAGGAAUGGGCCUCUGUGAUGGUGUUAUUUUGUUGGCAGUUUGUCUGCUUGCGUAGACUGAGACAUUGUGUAACCAGGGCCCAUUCUCUACAUUGCCUUAGCAACGGGACUAUCAGCUGUUGAUACUAGGACUGCAGUCCAGAAAGAGGCAGGGCUUGAUUAGUUCACAGUGUGUCCGUGCCAGAUAGGGUGAAAGAGCAUGUUCUAGUGUUCAUCUCCUCCUGGUUGUGUUCUUUUAACCUUUAUUUAACCUUUGUGUGUUUCAGCGUGUGAGUCAAGUGUGUCUUUUAGGAGUGUGAAGGUCUGCAUGAAUUUGUGUCCUCUGUGCACUAUUGUGUGAGUGUGUGGGUGUGUACUUAUAGUGUUAUAUGUGUGCGUUUGUAUGUGUGUGUAUGUGUCCGUGUCCCAGUCUCACAGAGCUCCUUCACACAGACUGGCACUAGGUUGGCUGGGUGUCUUCCUGUGUGUAUUCGCUACAUUUGUCUAUGAGUUUAUUUGAGCUGUGCUCCUUCGUGCUUAUUGCAAGGCAGUGGGCGGUAGAUCACUGUCAGAGUGUCAAAUAGCUGUGUGUAUGUGUGUGUGUUUAAGAGAGAGAGAGAGAGAGAGAGAGAGAGAGAGGAGAGCGAGAGAGAAGAGAGAGAGAGAAGAGAGAAGAGCAGAGAGAUCCCCUUUUUCUCUCUCUCUCUCUUCUCUCUAUCUUUUCUCUCUUUUCUCUCGUCUCUCUCUCAGCUCUCUUUUUUGCUUCUCUCGUCUCUCUCCCUCCCUCUCCUCUCUCUUUUUUCUCGCUCUCCUCUUCUCCCUCCCUUACUCCCUCUCUCCUUAUUUCCUUCUUCUCUCCCUUCCUCUCUUUUCUUUCUCCCUUUCCUUUUUUGGGGGUGGAUCACAGAUAGAGUUUCAAAGAGCUGUUUGUGUGUGUGUGUGUGAUGGUGUGUUUUGUGUGUGUGUGAUGUGUGUGGGCGACGGAUCACAGUCAGAGAGCUCUCUUGCUCAUGCAGCUCUGGGCCAUGCUGUUCCCUCUUCUCCUCUCCUCUCUCAUCCUCUCUUCCUCUCAUCCUCUUCUCCUCUCAUCCUUUUCCAUCUGAGAGGCCCCUGAUAAGGUCUCUCCCCUCAGAGAGAGCCAAGGACAAGCAAACAGCUCUGGGCUAUUUACUGUGUUUGUUUGGUGAAGCAGAACUGGGCUGUAGAGAGAAGUGUGCAGUGUAUGUGUGUGUGUGUGUGUGUGUGUGUGUGUGUGUGUGUGUGUGUGUGUGUGUGUGUGUGUGUGUGUGUGUGUGUGUGGUGGACUUGAUUGGGAAAGAGGUGCACAGCUUUGGCUACCUGGUCAUCUAGGGACAUCUCUCUGCUUUCACUACCACUCCUUUAAGACAGAUGUACCUGUCAGGCAGCAGUAGUUUCACACUGGGCCCUGGCUGUGUGUAAGGCAGGCAGGCAAGCAGGCAGGCAGGCAGUAGGCAGGCAGGCAGGCAGGUAGGCAGGCAGGUAGGCAGGUAGGUAGGCAGGCAGGCAGGCAGGCAGGAGGCAGGCAGGCAGGCAGGCAGGCAGGCAGGCAGGCAGGUAGGCAGGCAGGCAGGGAGGAAGGGAGGCUGGAGAGCACAGAGAAGAGGGCCACAGUUAGAACACUGAACCAACCCAGCUCCAGGCACACACACACACUCCCCAUACAGCCACACACUCAACUCACUCACCCCGCUCAUACUUAGUUACACACAGGAUUUAUAUAGCUACGUCUAGGAUUAGAUAUGUUUCAAAAACACUCAGUAAACGGACCCCUUUUGAUGUUGCUCAUGUGUGUCUAAGGGAGAGUUUUACACAGAAGAGAGCCUCUCUCUACCUGCUGUAGUUAGUCUGCAUUUCAAACUACCCAUCCAACAUCCCUCCCUAUAAAUCUGAGGUCACUUCAACACCUCUACAAAGAGCCUCUCUUGAUAUUUAUAUUUCCAUGAACGAGAGGCACUCAUACUUCCAGGAAUGAGCAAUCCAUGCGGUUAUACAACUAAUGCUGCAUCUCUCUCUUUCUCUCUUUCUCAGUUUCUCUCUCUCUCUGUCUCUCUCUCUCUCACUCUCUCUCUCUCUCUCUCUCUCUCUCUCUCUCUCUCUCCCGCCUCGAUCCUCCUCCCGUCUCUCCUCUCUCUCUCUCUCUCUCUCUCUCUCUCUCUCUCUCUCUCUGCAGCAGUAUGCAUGCUUAUCAGCUAGUUACAAUCAUCUAUUUUCAGAUUCCUUUUUUCCACGGAGGAUAUUCAUUUUCCUGACUCAUAGCUACGACUACCUGCAACACCUAUAACCUACAGAGGUUAUUGUUAUAUGAGUGACCUGGCCAGUUAAAGGGACAUGUGAGGUGUUGACCGCUAUGUAUCCUGAAGAGGAGUCCCCCCCCCAUUCCACUAAUCCCUGUUUACUGUGUUUCCUUCUCUCAAUCCCAUAAUUCACAUUAGCUACACACUGCUCUGUGUGUGUGUGUGUGUGUGUGUGUGUGUGUGUGUGUGUGUGUGUGUGUGUGUGUGUGUGUGUGUGUGUGUGUGUGUGUGUGUGUGUGUGUGUGUGGCUGUGUGUCUGUGUGUGUAUUUGUGUGUUGUUGUGUUGUGUUCCUGUUUUUUCUAUUAAUUCUGUUAUGCACAUUAGUUACAUGCUGAUAUGUGCGUGUGUGUGUGUCUUUCAACAAUGUGUGUGUUUCUGUAUGUGUGUAGGCUAUGAAUCGCAUUAUAGGCACCAGCAGUGAAUGACAUACAGUGCCUUCAGAAAGUAUUCACACCCCUUGACUUUUUCCACAUUUUGUUGUUACAAAGUGGGAUUAAAAUUGAUUUAAUUGUCAUUUUUUGUCAACGAUCUACUUAAAAUACUCUGUAAUGUCGAAGUGCUUUGCAAAUCUGGGUAAAUCUCUAAGAGCUUUGCAAACCUGGAUUGUACAGUAUUUACCCAUUAUUUUUAAAAUUCUUCAAGCUCUGUCGACUUCGUUGUUGAUCAUUGCUAGACAGUCAUUUUCAAGUCUUGCCAUAGAUUUUUAAGCCGAUUUCAGUCAAAACUGUAACUAGGCCACUUAGGAACAUUCAAUGUCGUCUUGGUAAGCAACUCCAGUGUAUAAUUGGACUUGCGUUUUAGGUUAUUGUCCAGUUGAAAGGUGGAUUUGUCUCCCAGUGUCUGUUGAAAAGCAGAUUGAACCAGGUUUUCCUCUCGGACUUUGCCUGUGCUUAGCUCUAUUCAUUUUCUUUUUAUUCUAAAAAACUCCCUAGUCCUUGAUGAUGACAAGCAUACCCAUAACAUGAUGCAGCCACCACCAUGCUUGAAAAUAUGAAGAGGGGUACUCAGUGAUGUGUUGUGUUGGAUUUGCCCCAAACAUAAUGCUUUGUAUUCAUAACAAAAUUGUAAUUUCUUUGCCACAUUUAUUGCAGUGUUACUUUAGUGCCUUAUUGCAAACAGGAUGCAUGUUUUUGGAAUAUUUUGAUUCUGUACAGGCUUUCUUAUUUUCCCUCUGUCAUUUAGGUUAGUAUUGUGGAGUAACUACAAUGUUGUUGAGCCAUCCUCAGUUUCCUCCUAUUACAACCAUUUAACUCUGUAACUGUUUUAAAGUCACCAUUGGCCUCAUGGUGAAAUCCCUGAGCGGUUUCCUUCCUCUCCGGCAACUGAGUUAGGAUGGACUGCUGUAUCUUUGUAGCUACUGGGUGUAUUGAUACACCAUCCAAAGUGUAAUUCAUAACUUCACCAUGCUCAAAGGAAUAUUAAAUGUCUGCUUUUUUCAUUUUUACCCAUCUACCAAUAGGUACCCUUCUUUGUGAGGCAUUGGAAAACCUCCUUGGUCUUUGUGGUUGAAUCUGUUUUUGAAAUUCACUGCUCGACUGAGGGACCUUACAGAUAAUUGUAUGUAUGGGGUACAGAGAUGAGGUAGUCAUUCAAAAAUCAUGUUAAUAAACACCAUUAUUGCACACAGAGUGAGUCCAUGCAACUUAUUAUGUGACUUGUUAAGCAAAUGUUUACUCCUGAAGUUAUUUAGGCUUGCCAUAACAAAGGGGUUGAGUACUUAUUGACUUAAGACCUUUAAGCUUAGAUUUUUUAAAAUUAAUUAGCAAACAUUUCUAAAAACAUAUUCCACUUUGACAUUAUGGGGUAUUGUGUGUAGAUCAGUGACACAAAAUCUAAAUCUAAUCAAUUUUAAAUUUUAAAUUGAAACAUAACAGGUCAAGGGGUGUGAAUACUUUCUGAAGGCACUGCAAAACAUCAUCAGCACCGUGUGUGUGUGUGUAUGUGUGUGUGUGUGUGUCUGAGUGGGUGUGUGUGUCUGAGUGUGUGUGUGUGUGUAAACCUAUUGACUCAAUUGAACAGAAUGUACAAAUGUGUUUUGUUACAGAUGUUUUGUCCUUAAUCAUGUGAAAAUGCUGUUCUCCCUUUUCCUCCCCCUCUCUCUGAUCCUCUCUCAUUUCUUCUUAACCUCUUUUCCCCUCUCUUCCACCCUUCUCUUCCCCCCUCCCUCCCUCAUGUGCUUCUACAUCUGCCCCCUCUGUAGCCCCCACUUCCCCCCAGGUCUCAUGUCCUUUACCUGAGGAGGUGACCGACACCUUCAGCAUCCAUGGAUCCUGCAGUCGCUGGAACAACCAUUCGCUACACUGUUCUGUCUGGGGGAGAUAUGUAUGGAUAGUAGUGAGGGAUGGGAGGGAGGAGGGAGGAGAGAAUGUAGGGAAUUAGAACACGAGCGGUUGGACGAGUCACAGGUGGGAGAGCGAGAGACCGGAUUAUAGUUUGAGACAGAAAGAUUAUCAUCUCAUAUACCCAUAUAUCUAUCUCGACUCUCUAUCUCUUCCUAAUCUCUCGAAUAUCUCUCUCUCUCUCUCUCUACUCUACUCUGAUCCUCUCUCGUCGUCUUUCUCGCUCUCUCUUCUCUUUCUUUGCCCCCAUCCUCAUUUCCUUUUUCUACUUUUAUUCCUCCCCCCGUAGAGAGAUAGAAUUGGUGGUUAAUGCGAGGAACUGUAUCAUUAUGUACGAAGACUUGAGACUGAGGCUUUCUAAUUAUUACUGUUGUUAACUAGGCCAUUAAUGCACUUUUUACUGACUCACAUCUAAUAAUGUAUCACAUCCGAAUGCGUAUGUCAGUUGGAAUCAUGUAUCGUAUUCAAAACACACACCUUCUGAGACAGAGCCAACAGAGAGGUGAACCACUUAGUUUAUUACCAGUCAAUUAGUCAUAUAACCACCCUCUCUCCCUCUCACUCUGUAUCUCUCUUUCCUUCCCUCCUCUCCUUUCUCUCUCUCCCUACUCUUUCCUCCCUUGCUGCUCCUGUCUCUCUCUCUCUCUCCCUCUCUCUUCCUCCCUCUAUCUCUGUCUCUCUUGCUCAUCCCCCCCCCCCCCCUCUCCAGGGAGCUGGUGGAAACAGUGAGAAUCUCUGUAAUAUUGACCAGACCUGGCAGUACCCUCACCCCAUCUGUCAAAGUAAGUGUGUGUGUUUUAUAGUGUAUAGUGUUUGAUAGAGAGAGCGUGAGCAGGCAAGCAGAGGGAGAGCAUCAGAGCCAUGGAAAAUGAUGGUUGGCGUGUGGGUGGAUGGAUUGGGACUUUUGAGUGUGAGUGUGUGUAUGUGUGUUUGUGUGUGUGUAUUUUGCGGAGGAGGUUAUUGUACUCUGCACUUCUAAAUCGUUCUACUUUGUGUGUGUGUGUGUGUCUUUUUUAUGUGUGUGAGUGAGAGACUGUAAGGUCAGUUGUUAUGUUUCAUAGUACUUUACUGCCACCUUCUGGCCUAAACAGAGAAUAACAUCUCUUGCAAAUUCAUUCAGCAAUGUUCUUCAAACCUGGUCUGGUAAAUGUGCAUAUACAGUGAUCUUCUCUCUCCUGUUCCAGGGGUGUGGUGCCCGCCCCCCCAGGAGGUGAACCAGGGGUACCUGGUGGCGGUACAGAGGACUGAGUACGAUGUGGGCGAUGCCAUUUAUUACCUCUGUAAGAAGAACCACCUGCUGGAUGGACCCAACCCUGGUCACCGUCCUUGCCAACGUCAACCUGGCAGCUUCAGUGGCCUACUUCAGAGUGUAACCACCUUCUAACACCCCCGUUGCCCCCUCUUUAUUUUUUUUUAUUUCAUUUUUUUGUGUAUCUUCUCAUGCUCUGCUCUUUCUCUCUCUCUCUCUCUCUCUGUCUUCUCUCUCUCUCUCUCUCAUCUCUCUCUCUCCCUCUCUUAUUUCCUCUUUUCUUCUCUUCCUCCCUCUUUUUUUUCCCCCCCCUUUUCUUCUCCCUCCUCCUUCCCGGGUGUUUCCCUUUCUAUUGCUCUUUCUUUGAAACUUUCUGAGUGUAACUGUUUAACUGUAUAAUAAUAUUUUAUGGUUUCGUUCACUUUUUGUUUUACUAUCUACUUCACUUAUGCUUUGUUCAUGUUUAACACACCAAGCAACACGUUUCCCAUGCCAAUAAAGCCCCUAAAUUUAAUUUAUUGGAAUUGAAUUUGAAUAUUUAGAGAGAAUAGAGAGUAGAUAUAUCUAUAUAUACGAUAUAUAUAUAUUCCUUUAUCUACUGUGGGAUUUUCCGUUAAGUGUCUAUUACUCGGUCUCCGUGACUUUGGCAUUUCGUUCGGUCCUACUCGUGCGGGAGAGAGAGCCUGGGUCGGGGAGAGAGAGAGAGGAUCUCUCGCUCGCUCCUCAGAGAGAGAUGCUCUCCCUGAGCGAGCGAAGAGAGGAUGAGAGGGAGGUAGAGAUGGCGGAGGUGCGAGAUCGGAGAGAGAGAGAGAGAGAGAGGAGAGGGAGGGAAGGCGAGGUUCUCAGCUCGGCGCGCGCGCUCUUGCUUCUCUCUUGCUUCGAUGGAAUGAAUAUUGACCUUUCUUCUUCUUUAUUUGUUCUUCAUCCUGUACUUCCUGUUCUUAGCGCGCUGUCCAAUCCCAGCGGAGCGGAGCCGUGUUCUGAUUGGUGGGCUGAAGCGUUGGCCCUAUGACGUGACAGACUCGGUGGUUCCUCACGGGGAGAGGGUGACGUUCUACUGUAAACACUCAAGGAAGCAGUGCAGCUUCCCAUACACACAGACCUGCUUCGACGGCAGGCUCAACCCCCCCUUCUGCUACCUGGGUGAGUUGGGACCCCAGAACUGGUGCCCUGUCUACCAUUAUCUAUGGUAAACCCUUGGUGCCUUCCUCGUCUUUCUAUGUGACUGUUCAGUGGGCAGGAGACCUCAGGGUUCAGUCAGAGACAGUAUGUUUGUAUUGUCUUCAUUUGAUGUAACAUGUCUGGCACCUCCCUCCUUCUGUGUCCCAGAACCCACCUGGCUGCAGUACAAACUGUUCCCUCAUCGGCUGGUGUCGGAGAUCGAAGCCUGCUCCCCUGCAGACCUGGAGUAAUACCCCAACAGCCCUAUCCCUAUCUCCUGUCCCCCUCUCUCUCAGCCUGUACCAAUGAUAGGCUCUACAUGUCUUAAUAAUAUGUGUGUUCAUGAUAAUACAUGCAUUAAUACAGAAGUAAAACAUAGUCAUAAUAAUCAUUCAUAUAGUUCAAAUGCACAGGAGGUUGGUGGCACCUUA
Molecule: messenger RNA, 14609 nt
Organism: Coregonus sp. 'balchen'
Lineage: Eukaryota; Metazoa; Chordata; Actinopteri; Salmoniformes; Salmonidae
Source: the annotation of a GenBank genome assembly